This is a messenger RNA of Arthroderma uncinatum, 2235 nucleotides long. Its product is annotated as dolichyl-phosphate-mannose-protein mannosyltransferase 2. NCBI's taxonomy places the organism in Eukaryota, Fungi, Ascomycota, Eurotiomycetes, Onygenales, Arthrodermataceae. Bases 1 to 2235 code for a protein of 744 amino acids. The transcript is spliced from 5 exons. Gene Ontology annotation, molecular function: dolichyl-phosphate-mannose-protein mannosyltransferase activity. The record is from RefSeq and is a predicted model, not a curated record. Gene Ontology annotation, biological process: protein O-linked glycosylation via mannose. Gene Ontology annotation, cellular component: endoplasmic reticulum; membrane.
AUGGCGGCCAACGAUAGAGCGUUUGCCUCCGGCACAUCUCCCAUCGCGGACGUACGGAGGAGAAAUGUCCCCGGCUCAGAGAAGAAUAAUGCGAACGUUCCGAUUCCAAGUAUCGAGGUCGACGGGAAGAAGUUGACGGAAAAGUCUCCUUCCUUCUGCGAGAUACUUGACGAUCUGGAAGUGUUCAUUGCUCCCUUGAUUUUCACUGCCCUUGCCUGCUUCACUCGUUUGUGGCGCAUCGGUCUCUCGGAUAUCGUGACGUGGGAUGAAGCCCAUUUCGGGAAAUUCGGCUCAUACUACAUAAAACGAGAAUUCUACUUCGAUGUCCACCCCCCGCUCGGUAAAAUGCUCAUUGGACUAUCAGGUUUCCUGGCUGGUUAUAACGGAUCCUUCGAAUUCAAGUCUGGCGAGAAAUAUCCAGAGGAAGUCAACUACACUUUCAUGCGUAUCUUUAAUGCAUUCUUCGGUAUCGUUUGUAUUCCGCUGGCCUACUACACCGCUCGAGAGUUGAAAUUCCGCCGUCCCGCCGUUUGGUUCACCACUUUGAUGGUACUUUGCGAAAACUCGUAUGCCACAAUUUCGAGAUUCAUCCUUUUGGACUCUAUGCUUCUCUGCUUCACCUUCACCACUGUUCUCUGCUGGGCACGAUUCCACCGACUUAGACACCAGAGCUUCUCUCCCGAGUGGUACAUUUGGCUUAUCCUGACUGGUUUGAGCAUUGGAUGUGUCUGCAGUGUCAAAUGGGUUGGUUUUUUCUGUACCGCAUUGGUUGGACUUUACACGAUUGAAGAUCUCUGGCACAAGUUCGGAGACCUAAAGAUGCCAAAGACGGUCCUUGCUCACCACUUGGGAGCUCGCGUUUUCGGUCUCAUAAUUGUGCCAUUCAUGGUGUACAUGUUCUCCUUCUACAUCCAUUUCCUCGUCCUCGAAAAUUCCGGUACCGGCGACGCCCAGAUGAGCUCCUUGUUCCAGGCCAACCUGAGGGGUACAAAUGUUGGAAAGGACAGCCCUCUAGAGGUUGCCAUCGGAUCAAAAGUCACCCUGAAGAAUAUGGGAUAUGGAGGUGGUCUAUUGCAUUCUCACGUUCAGACUUAUCCCGAAGGUUCAGGCCAACAGCAAGUCACCUGCUACCACCAUAAGGAUUCCAACAACGACUGGUUCUUCUACCCAAACCGCUCGCAGCCGGAGUAUGACCCAGAAGGCCCAAUAACUUAUAUCGGUGACGGAGACGUUAUCCGCCUCAUCCAUGCCCAAACUGGCCGCAACUUGCACUCUCAUGCUGUCCCGGCUCCAAUCACCAAAUCCCAAUAUGAAGUAUCUUCCUACGGAAACACCACCGUUGGUGACGCGAAGGAUCACUGGACCAUCGAAGUCGCCAAAGAUGUCUCAUCCAGGGAUAGAUCGAAGAUUAGAACCCUAACUACCGCUCUCCGUCUGCGUCACACCGUCUUGGGUUGCUACCUCCGAGCUGGCGGCGUGAGCUUGCCUCAGUGGGGUUUCAAGCAGAUCGAGACUACUUGCACCAAGGAGAACAGACCCUGGGAUGUGUAUACUCACUGGAAUAUUGAGUCACACGUGAACGAGAAACUUCCCCCAAGUGAACCCGGUGCCUACAAGUCGCCAUUCAUCAAGGACUUUAUUCAUCUGAACGUUGCAAUGAUGACAUCUAACAAUGCUCUUGUUCCAGACCCGGACAAGCAAGACGAUCUCGCGUCGAAGUUCUGGCAAUGGCCAAUCCUCAACGUCGGACUUCGUAUGUGUUCUUGGGACGAUAAUGUUGUCAAGUAUUUCCUCCUUGGAAACCCGCUCGUCUAUUGGGGUAGCACCCUGAGUCUCGGUGUUUUCAGUCUGAUCAUUGUCUGGUAUGUGCUUCGCUGGCAGCGCGGUUAUGACGAGCUCGCCAUGAACGACAUCGAACACAUCCACUACUCUGGUGUUUACCCGCUCGUGGGCUGGUUCCUUCACUACCUUCCCUUCAUGAUCAUGGCCCGUGUCACCUAUGUCCACCACUACUACCCGGCCUUGUACUUCGCUAUCUUGACCAUGGCUUUCUGUGUCGACUGGUUCACCCAGAAGCUUAACCGAAAGGUCGAGUGGGCCGUCUACUGCGUUCUCUACGCCGCUGUUAUCGGAUUAUUCAUCGUUUUCAAAGAUAUCGUGUUUGGAAUGGAGGGGUCGAACGAGCAAUGGAAGAGCCUUAACUGGUUGAGCGGUUGGAAGAUCGCUAACCGGUAG